Molecule: messenger RNA, 8561 nt
Organism: Elgaria multicarinata webbii
Lineage: Eukaryota; Metazoa; Chordata; Lepidosauria; Squamata; Anguidae
Gene: MYO18A
Product: myosin XVIIIA
Exons: 40
Coding region: 84-7430 (2448 amino acids)
Biological process (GO): actomyosin structure organization
Cellular component (GO): myosin II complex; myosin filament; cytoplasm
Molecular function (GO): ATP binding; cytoskeletal motor activity; actin filament binding
Source: RefSeq, a predicted model, not a curated record
GCGGGGAUCAAGAGUUUGGAGUCUCUGGCUGACAGCAGCGCAGCGCCGUUGAGCCUGGGCACGUCCCAGGAUUGUCUUCCGCCAUGUUUCACUUGAUAAAAAAGGACAGAGAUGGGUCCCGCAGGGAGAAGAAAGAGAAGAAGGAGAAGAAGGAGCGGAUGUCGGCUGCCGAGCUGAAGAGCCUGGAGGAGAUGAGCAUGCGACGGGGCUUCUUCAACCUCAACCGCUCCUCCAAGCGGGACUCGAAGAGCCGGCUGGAGAUCUCCAACCCGAUCCCCAUCAAGGUGGCGAGCGGCUCUGACCUCCAUCUGACUGACAUUGAUUCGGACAGCAACCGGGGGAGCGUGAUCCUGGAUUCCGGGCCCCUCAGCACGGCCAGCUCCAGCGAUGACCUCAAGGUGGACGACGGCACCUUCAAAGGCUCCGUGCUCCAGCGAGCCGCCAAGUUCGGCUCGCUGGCCAAGCAGAACUCCCAGAUGAUCGUCAAGAGGUUCUCCUUCUCACAGAAGAGCCGUGACGAAAGCGCCUCGGAGACCUCCACGCCGUCUGAGCACUCGGCCGCCCCUUCCCCGCAGGUGGAAACGCGGAUGCUGGAGGUCCAGCUGGCCAAACAAGGCCUGACGCCAGGACCUCCGUGCGUCCCUUCGGCAUCUGCCUCACGAACCCGGCUGCCCGAGGUGGUCAGCAAGAGGUUCCCUGCCGAGCUGAAGCUCCCUGUGGUGGUGCCCCCUCAGCCCCCCGUCCCCAGGCAGCUGGAGCUGCAGCGGCGUAACACGGGCGACUUCGGCUUCUCACUGCGCCGUACCACCAUGUUGGACAGGGCCUCUGAUGGGCAGGUGUACCGGCGUGUAGUGCAUUUUGCCGAGCCCGGUGCUGGGACCAAAGACCUGGUGCUUGGCUUGGUGCCGGGUGACCGGCUGGUUGAGAUCAAUGGGCGGAAUGUGGAAAAUAAGUCCCGGGACGAGAUUGUGGAGAUGAUCCGGCAGUCGGGCGAGAUGGUGCGCCUGAAAGUGCAACCCAUCUUGGAGCUAAGCGAGCUGAGCCACUGCUGGCUGAGGAGUGGGGAAGGCCUCCACCAAGCAGCCUUUGAUGCCAAGACGGAGGAACAAAUAGCCGCCGAAGAGGCCUGGUAUGAGACGGAUAAAACAUGGCUGGUUCACAAGGAUGGCUUCUCCCUAGCAAGCCAGCUAAAGACUGAUGCUGCUGGUCUUCUACCUGAGGGGAAGGUCAAGGUGAAACUGGACUAUGAUGGGGCUGUGCUGGAAGUGGACGAAGACGAUGUGGAAAAGGCCAAUCCUCCAUCAUGCGACCGCGUGGAGGACCUGGCCAGCCUCGUCUACCUCAACGAGUCAAGCGUCCUGCACACGCUGCGCCAGCGUUACGGGGGUAACCUCAUCCACACGUACGCUGGGCCCAACAUGGUGGUCAUCAAUCCUCUCAGCUCUCCAUCCAUGUACUCGGAGAAGGUGAUGCACAUGUUCAAGGGGUGCCGCAAAGAGGACACCUCCCCCCAUGUCUACGCCGUGGCCCAGGCUGCCUACCGGAGCAUGCUGAUGAGCCGGCAGGACCAGUCCAUCGUCCUGCUGGGCGGCAGUGGCAGCGGCAAGACCACCAACUGCCAGCACUUGGUGCAGUACUUAGCCACGGUGGCCGGCAGCUCUGGGAAGGUCUUCUCCGUGGAGAAGUGGCAGGCGCUGUACACCAUCCUGGAGGCCUUUGGCAACAGUGGCACGAGCUUGAACGGCAACGCCACACGCUACUCUCAGAUAAUCUCGCUGGACUUCGACCAGGCUGGGCAGGUGGCGUCCGCCUCAGUGCAGACGAUGCUGCUGGAGAAACUCAGGGUGGCCAAGCGCCCUGCAAACGAGGCUACGUUCAACGUCUUCUACUACCUGCUGGCCUGUCCAGACAAUGCUCUCCGGACGGAGCUGCAUUUCAACCACCUGGCUGAAAACAACAUCUUUGGGAUUGUGCCUCUGUCCAAGCCGGAGGAGAAGCAGAAGGCGGCACAGCAGUUCAGCAAGCUCCAAGCGGCUAUGAAAGUGAUGGGCAUUUCUGGGGAGGAGCAGAAGGCCUUCUGGCUUGUCUUGGGGGCCGUUUAUCACUUGGGGGCGGCAGGAGCCACCAAGGCGGGGAGGAAGCAAUUUGCUCGCCACGAGUGGGCUCAGAAGGCCGCCUACCUGCUGGGCUGCACCUUAGAGGAGCUCUCCUCGUCCAUCUUCAAGCACCAUCCGAAAGGGACGCUGCAAAGAUCCACCUCCUUCCGCCAGGGACCGGAGGAAGCCGCACUGGCGGAUGGCUCAGGCCCAAAGACCUCGGCUCUGGAGUGCUUGGAGGCCCUCGCGUCGGGCUUGUACUCAGAGCUCUUCACGCUGCUCAUCUCGCUGCUCAACAGGGCUCUCAAGUCUAGCCAGCGCUCCUUGUGUUCCAUGAUGAUUGUGGACACACCUGGCUUCCAGAACCCCGAGAUGGCCGGCCAGAGCCGCGGGGCCACAUUCGAGGAGCUCUGCCACAACUACGCCCAGGAGCGCCUGCAGACGCUCUUCCACGAGCGCACUUUCGUGCAGGAGCUGGAGCGGUACAAGGAGGAAAACAUAGAACUUUCCUUAGAUGCCUUAGAGCCUAAUACAUCUGGCUCUGUAGCCACAGUAGACCAAGCGUCCCACCAGGCACUGGUCCGCUCUCUCGCCCGGACCGACGAGGCCCGAGGGCUGCUGUGGCUGCUGGAGGAGGAGUCCCUUCAGCCGGGAGGCAACGAGGACACCCUGCUGGAAAGACUCUUCACCUACUACGGGCCGCAGGACGGGGACAAGAAAGGCCACAACCCCCUGCUCCGGAGCAGCAAGCCCCGGCACUUCUUCCUGGGCCACAGCUACGGCACAAACUGGGUGGAGUACGACACCACGGGCUGGUUGAGUUACGUCCGGCAGAACCCUGCCUCCCAGAACACCUUGGCUCUCCUGCAGGAAUCCCAGAAGAAAAUAAUCAGCAGCCUCUUUGCGGGCCGAGCCGGGACCGCCAUGGUGCUGUCCGGAUCCAUCGCUGGCCUGGAGGGGGGCUCCCAGCUCGCCCUGCGCAGGGCCACCAGCAUGCGGAAGACCUUCACCACAGGGGUGGCAGCGGUGAAGAAGAAGUCGACGUGCAUCCAGAUCAAACUGCAAGUGGACGCGCUCAUCGACACCCUCAAGAAGUCAAAGCUCCACUUUGUGCACUGCUUCCUGCCCAAGGCAGAUGGCUGGAGUGGGGACCCCCGGGGGCCGUGCGCCCGGCGGGUGAGCACCAGUGAACUGGACCUGCACGGCGAACACUGCGAGGCCGGCCUCAUGCAGCUGGACGUCCCCCUGCUGAGGGCCCAGAUCCGGGGCUCCCGUCUCCUCGAUGCCCUUCGGAUGUACCGCCAAGGUUACCCUGAUCACAUGGUCUUUGCGGAAUUCCGGCGCCGCUUCGACGUCCUGGCCCCUCACCUGACCAAGAAGCACGGGCGCAACUACAUUGUCACAGACGAGAGGCGGGCCGUGGAGGAGCUCCUGGAAUCGCUGGAACUGGAGAAGAGCAGCCACCACAUGGGCGUGAGCCGGGUGUUUUUCCGGGCAGGGACCCUGGCCAAGCUGGAGGAGCAGCGUGACAAGCAGACGAGCAGGAACAUUACGCUUUUCCAGGCCGCCUGCCGGGGUUUCCUUGCGCGCCAGCAGUUCAAGAAGAGAAAGAUUCAGGACUUGGCGAUCCGUUGCGUGCAGAAGAACAUCAAGAAGAACAAGGGGGUGAAAGGCUGGCCCUGGUGGAAACUCUUCACCACCGUCAGGCCGCUCAUCGAAGUCCAGCUGACCGAGGACCAGAUCCGGGGCAAAGAUGAGGAGAUCCAGCAGCUGAAAAGCCGGCUCGAGAAAGUGGAGAAGGAGAGGAACGAACUGCGUCUGAGCAGCGACCGCUUGGAGAAUAAGAUUUCAGAGUUGACGUCGGAGCUGACCGACGAGAGGAACACGGGAGAAUCGGCGUCCCAGCUCCUGGACGCCGAGACUGCAGAGCGGCUGCGAGCAGAGAAAGAGAUGAAAGACCUGCAGGCCAAGUACGAUGCACUCAAAAAGCAGAUGGACUCCAUGGAGAUGGAGGUGAUGGAGGCCCGUCUCAUCCGGGCCGCUGAGCUCAAUGGCGAGAUGGACGACGACGACUCCGGUGGCGAGUGGCGCCUGAAGUACGAGCGCGCCAUCCGCGAGAUCGAUUUCACCAAGCAGCGCCUGCAGCAGGAGUUUGAGGACAAGCUGGAGGUGGAGCAGCAGGGCAAGAGGCAGCAGGAGCGACGGCUGACUGACUUGCAGGCCGACAGCGAGGAGAGCCAGCGCGCGCUGCAGGCGCUGAAGAAGAAGUGCCAGCGUCUGACGGCCGAGCUGCAGGACACCAAGCUGCACCUGGAAGGACAGCAGGGGCGCAGCCAUGAGCUGGAGAAGAAGCAGCGCAGGUUUGACAGCGAGCUCUCACAAGCCCACGAGGAGGCCCAGCGCGAGAAGCUGGGGCGGGAGAAGCUGGGGCGGGAGAAGGAUGUGCUCCUCACUGAGGUCUUCAGCCUGAAGCAGCAGCUCGAGGAGAAAGACUCCAACAUCGCGACCCUCACACAGAAGGUGGACUCCCUGGAGGCCGAGCUGCAGGACCUCUCCUGCCAGGAGUCCAAAGACGAGGCGUCCCUCGCCAAAGUCAGGAAGCAGCUCCGGGACUUGGAGGCGAAGGCCAAGGACCAGGAGGAGGAGCUGGAUGAGCAGGCGGGCACCAUCCAGAUGUUGGAGCAGGCCAAGCUCCGGCUAGAGAUGGAGAUGGAGAGGCUGCGGCAGACGCACUCCAAGGAGGUGGAGAGCCGAGACGAGGAGGUGGAGGAGAUCCGGCAGUCAUGCCAGAAGAAGCUGAAGCAGCUGGAGAUGCAGCUGGAGGAGGAGUACGAGGAGAAGCAGAAGGUGCUGCGUGAGAAGCGGGACCUGGAGGGGAAACUGGCGGCUGUCAGCGACCAGGUCAACCAGCGGGACUUUGAGACGGAGAAACGGCUGCGGAAGGACCUGAAGCGCACGAAAGCCCUCCUGGCCGACGCGCAAGUCAUGCUGGACCACCUGAAGAUCAACGCCCCCAGCAAGCGGGAGAUUGCCCAGCUGAAGAAUCAGCUGGAAGAAUCGGAGUUCACGUGUGCGGCCGCCGUCAAAGCUCGCAAGUCCAUGGAGGUGGAAAUUGAGGACCUACAUCUGCAGAUCGAUGACCUUUCCAAAGCCAAGGGAGGGCUGGAGGAACAGCUGAGCCGUUUGCAGCGGGAGAAAAAUGAGGUGCAGAGCCGGCUGGAGGAGGACCAAGAAGACAUGAACGAGCUCAUGAAGAAGCACAAGGCCGCGGUCGCUCAGGCCUCCCGGGACCUGGCCCAGAUCAACGACCUGCAGUCGCAGCUGGAAGACGGCAAUAAGGAGAAGCAGGAGCUCCAGGAGAAGCUGCAAGGCCUGCAGAGCCAGCUGGAAUUCCUCGAGCAAUCCAUGGUGGAUAAGUCUCUGGUCAGCAGGCAGGAGGCCAAGAUCCGCGAGCUGGAGACGCGGCUGGAGUUCGAGAGGACGCAAGUCAAGCGCCUUGAGAGUUUGGCCACCCGCUUGAAGGAGAACAUGGAGAAGCUGAUGGAAGAGCGCGACCAGCGCACGGCGGCCGAGAAUCGGGAGAAGGAGCAGAACAAGCGGCUGCAGCGCCAGUUGCGCGACACGAAAGAGGAGACGGCCGAGCUGGCCAAGAAGGAGGCCGAGGCCAGCCGGAAGAAGCACGAGCUGGAGAUGGACCUGGAGAGCUUAGAAGCUGCCAACCAGAGCUUGCAGUCGGAUCUGAAGCUGGCCUUCAAGCGGAUCGGGGACCUGCAGGCUGCCAUCGAGGACGAGAUGGAGAGCGACGAUAACGAGGACCUCAUCAACAGUUUGCAGGACAUGGUGACAAAGUACCAGAAGCGAAGGAAUAAGCUCGAGGGUGAUUCAGACGCCGAUUCGGAGCUGGAAGACCGAGUGGACGGCGUGAAGUCGUGGCUGUCCAAGAACAAAGCCUCUUCCAAGACGGUCUCCGAAGACGGCAGCUUGAAGAGCAGCAGGCCCAGCCUGAACGCGGGGGCCAAGGAGGCGGACGAGAGGCCCGCGUCGGUCAUGAGCUCCCUGAGCUACAGGAAGCGGGCCAACCUCAAGGAUUCCAUAGGGGGCAAAGGGGACGAGGAGACCCUCUUCUCCACUCUGAGCGAGCGCCCGGCCUCCCCCGACCGCUCCUUCCGCAAGGCCAAGCGCGACUCGGUCGCUGGCGGUUUGGACGACAGCAGCAGCUCCGUGGCCUCGUGGAAGAAGCCUGCAGGAGGGUUGGAUGACCCCGACGAGAGGGGCUCGGUCCUCUCUCAGCCCUUCUCCGAGACUGGCAGCCGCCUGCUGAAGGGGCUGGAGAAACGCUGGUCCAUCUCCGCAGCCGAGUUCGAUAAGUCCUCGGUCCUUUCUGCCCCCGUUAGUCUCGGAGGAGCCUCCUGGUGCGGCCGGGAAGAGGACGCCAGGUCGAACCUCAGCUUCGCGCUCUCCAGCCCGGGCAGCUUGCGCCGGAGCACCUCCCGCCUGGACGACUUGAGCCCGUCCUACGGCCGCCCGGGCUCCCACGUCUCCUUGGGCCGCUCUCCGCCGGACGAUGCCGCCAGCGUGGCCUUGAGCGACUCCCGCUCCCUCUACAGCCAGCACGCGCUGUCCCGCAGCCUCUCGGUGCCCCCUCGGCCUCGGACCUCCGCCUCCGACGAGCUGCAGCUGGACGACCCCGACAUCCGGCCCGUCGGCCACCGCAGCUACCUCGACCCGGCCCUGGAGGCGGCCAUCAAUGAGGUGCUGAGCUACAAGCCGGUGAAGUUCAAGCGCUCCAGCCUGGAUCCCGACUCGGACGACGACGACCGGAAGAGCAUCCGGAGCUCCAAGAGCGCCGCCCUGAUGGAGACAUCCGAGCGCCCGGCCAGCGGCCUGCGCAGGUCGGCGUCCGCCUUGGAUUUCUCCAGGCCCCAGAGCGCGAAGGGCAAGAGCCGGCGGAGGAGCCGCAGCUCCUCCAGCGACUCUUCCUCCUCCUCCUCCUCCUCCUCUUCUCCGGAGCGGUCGAGGAAGAGCUCCCGGAAGCAUGCCAAGAAGUCCAAGAAGAAGUCCAAAAAGAAGAAGCAGCAGCGGUCACGCUCCGGCUCCUCGGAGUCCUCUUCUGACACGUCGUCGGGCUCCACCGUCUCCUACCGCAGCAACUCCAGCGUCAAGAAGGGCCCCAAGCGGGGGGGCCCGCUCUCAGAAGAAGAGGGUGCCGGCACCCCCAAGGAGGGGGCGGAGGCCGGGAAGUCGGGGAAGCAGUCGAAGAAAGCCGAGAAGCAGCGCAAGAAGCAGGUGGACAGCCUGAUGAUGAAGUACCUGUACCGGCCGGAGAGCGACUAAGGCAGGUGGCAUGGAGUGAGCACCGUGUGCCCGACUAACCUCUAACCAGGGCUGAGGAGGGGGGCGGGCAGGCAGGGGGCUCGUGACUGGAAUGGUGCUUACCCGGGAUGGACGGCACUUUCCUGCAUGGUGGCGACAGAAGGAUGACUCGAGUCGCCCGGAAGCAUGACUCGUGUGUCGUACAAUCACUAAUCCCGUCCUCCUGGGCGCGUCGUUGUUGGCAGGCGGAGACCAUUCCGUCUCGCUGGCAGGGCUUCCGAAGCCUGGGGGUAACUGCAUGGAACCUGUGUGGCGAAGGGGGCAGGUUUUGAACCCAGGCUUCUCUCUUUGUGGUGGGAGCUGAGCUGAGCUGCCCGCACGUGUAACGGCGACUCUGCCGUUUGCACCGUGCCUAGCUUGCGGCUUCCUCCAAGGCAAGGGGAUGCAAGCUGAUGGGAAUCGGAGGGGCCGUGGCGCAUGGGCCUUGUCCCGCUUCCUUUCUCCGCCGCCGGCGUCUCCCUAAGAAGAGCCCUGCUGGAUCAGACCAACGGCCUAUCUCCUCCAGCGUUACGUUCCCUCGUUCCCGCAAGGAUUAGCCAUGGAAGGGAACGGGACACGGAGAAGCCUUAAUCCUCUUCCACAGCCUUUCGAGAAUUGCCUGUAUUUGCUUCUCGCACAGUCAAUGGGCCUCCGUGCGCCUCUCUGCGUCUCCAGCACCGCCCUGACCGGGAGAUUAGUGCCUGUGAGGCAGACAAACCCGCGAGGCUGUUUGCGCUCCUGUGUUGGUUCUAAAAACCGGGGGGCCACAGGCCAGCCUUGGAAAGAGCGCCCUUCCUUCCACGUGCGUCCCUCCCUCCUGUCUCCUUCGGAAGAAGCUCUAAAGGUUGCAGCCUUUUUGGUUGCUCUGAGAGGGAAGGACCCUGGUUCAGUGUUGGAGGACUGGCUUUGCAUGCAAAGGCCCCAGGUUCGACCCCCAACGUAUCCAGGUAGGGAUGGAAGAACUCCUGCCUGAAACCCCGGGGGAGCCAUGGCGGCGGCGGCGGGCGGCCGGCCAGUGCCGACAACACUGGGCCAGAUGGACAACUUCCUGUGCUUCUGAGCUUUUCAAGUUUUAUUUUCUUUUAUUUAUUAAAACAUUUGUAUCCUGUCCUA